AUGAGUAUUGACAGAUCUCCUGCGUCUGCUGACAUCAGGCCAUCUCCAACGCUGGCCGCUGCCGAGGACACAGUCUACGAUUUGGGCACCGUCAGGUACGAAAACUGCAAAGUCGACACUAGGUGGACCAUUGAGGAUAUAGGAAAGUGGCCUGAAUGGGAGGUCGAAGUGAAAUCGGACAGUUUUCGCGACUCUAACUCGAACAAGUGGUGUAUGGUGCUGGUGAAAGGCGGAUUCGGCUGGAACCUCCUCUUCCGGCUGCUGUCUUCUCGGAAUGAAGCUACUGUGCGAGCGAACGUAAAAGCGUCAGUAGUGUCCAGCAAGGGUAAAAAGAGCGAGGUUUACCCUUCGCAAGCCGUCUGUCUCCAUAGCCGAGGGGAUACGGAGCGGAGGAACGUGGAUCGGUUCGUCAAAGAGGACGACGGCGUGCUGAAGUUCCUGGGAGAGGUGAGCACGCCGUGCGUGGUAACACAGCCGGACCUGCAGAGGCCUCGGCGCAGCGUCACAGACGACCUGGCAGCGCUGCUGGAGUCGGGCCAGCUGUCUGACGUGAAGCUGAGGGCGGAUGCCGCCGAAUUCCAAGCGCACAGGGCCGUGCUGUGCGCACGCAGCCCCGUCUUCUCUGCCAUGCUGCGGCAUGACACCCAGGAGGCUCGCGACGGCAUUGUAUACAUCAAGGAUGUCGAGGCAGACGUUCUGAGAGAGGUCCUGCAGUUCAUCUACACCGACAGCACCCCUCUCCUGGAGAAGAUGGUUGACAGGCUGCUGAUGGCGGCUGAUAAAUACGAUUUGCUGCAACUGAAGGAGCUCUGCGAGGUGGAGUUGGCCAAGAACCUCACCGUGGACAACGCUGUCGCUACCGCUGUCAUCGCCUUGAGCCACUCUAGCGGCGUUCUUAAGUCGGCGGUCACCAGCUUUGUGAAGCGCCAUCGCUUGGCCAUCUUGGACAGCAAAGGCUGGGAGGAAGCUCUUAGGAAUGACCCCGACAUCGCCUUCGAGAUUAGAAGUUGGAAGUGA
Messenger RNA from Schistocerca americana (American grasshopper), 1017 nucleotides. RefSeq names its product speckle-type POZ protein-like. Gene Ontology annotation, cellular component: cytoplasm. Gene Ontology annotation, molecular function: ubiquitin protein ligase binding. Lineage: Eukaryota; Metazoa; Arthropoda; Insecta; Orthoptera; Acrididae. The record is from RefSeq and is a predicted model, not a curated record. Gene Ontology annotation, biological process: proteasome-mediated ubiquitin-dependent protein catabolic process; regulation of proteolysis. Bases 1 to 1017 code for a protein of 338 amino acids. The transcript has a single exon.